ACAGGUUCAACAAUAUAGAGACUUCAGACUCAUCCCAAUAUCUAUCAUCUCUAAACAUGCGGUUUAUCAUUAUUAUUGCGGUUGGCAUAGUGACUUCAUUUGCUUUGCCAGAGCAGAAACAAUCUCUUACUUCACGUGAGAUAUCUGCUCUUGCCGAUCAACCCAAAGCAGUAUCGCUCGAAUUCGGAAAGGAAUAUACAGUAGAUGAGAUCCUUGCUCUUCACCAAUCAGUACCUGUAUCAGAUCCUAGGAGUACCAUACCCAAUCAGCUAUCUCAAAGUCUUAAGAAACGAGCACCACCUUCGAUAGGCACGUCGUUCUAUGCGGCCUUCCAAUGCCCAACUUAUGGAUCGGUCACUGUUACGCAAAAAACGAGAAUCGCCAUUACGCGCCGCCGAAACCAGGACAAUCUUGUAGAUUGGACAGGUAUAGACGAGGUUAGUAGUUGGGGUUUUGGUGACCAAACUCAAUAUGGCGUAAACGAACCUCAAACUUCAAACACAGCUACGUGGAACUUCUGCAAGUCUUUUGGAACAACUAUCUGUGCCUUCACCUUUGCAGCCCAAUACACUACCUAUUUUCUAGGAGGUUAUAGUGCUGUGGGGGUGGACGUGGGAAUUCCUACAUUGCGAGAAGUCUGUGUUACAGUACGAGCACGUAACACAUGCCCAGCUAUCGAUAUCUCGCAAGCUGUAGGAUGCCAGGUUCAAGCUACACGCAAGACAGGGAUAAUGUAACCUGCCGGUAGCCGUCCGGGGUUAAGGGUUAAGAUUGUUAAAUGUUGAAGGUGAAGAAAACGUUUUAGGUGGCUGGGCCCAGCUACUAAAUAUUUCACCUUUAGCGCUAUCGCGGUUAUCUAUACUACUAUUUAGAUAGGACUAUUUUACUAUAAAAGCGUCUACUGUCUUAUAAAAGG
Messenger RNA from Bipolaris maydis ATCC 48331, 916 nucleotides. RefSeq lists its product as uncharacterized. The record is from RefSeq and is a predicted model, not a curated record. Lineage: Eukaryota; Fungi; Ascomycota; Dothideomycetes; Pleosporales; Pleosporaceae.